Messenger RNA from Athalia rosae (coleseed sawfly), 3106 nucleotides. It is a transcript of the gene btz, whose product is annotated as protein CASC3. NCBI's taxonomy places the organism in Eukaryota, Metazoa, Arthropoda, Insecta, Hymenoptera, Athaliidae. The transcript is spliced from 9 exons. Gene Ontology annotation, cellular component: exon-exon junction complex. The record is from RefSeq and is a predicted model, not a curated record. Bases 78 to 2531 code for a protein of 817 amino acids. Gene Ontology annotation, molecular function: mRNA binding. Gene Ontology annotation, biological process: mRNA processing.
GGGUAGGGAACGUGAAUGCGUGAACGGAAUAUGAACGGAACUCCAGUGUCGAGUGUGUGUGGCUUUAACGAAAUAACAUGUCGGAUACACGGCGCCGUAGAAAAUCUAAUUCUGGAGGUUCUGAGGAUCUCUCUGACUCCUACGACGAGUUAAAUGUAACGAAAGAAACUCAAAGUAGCGAAGUAACAGAGGUCGAAGAAGAACACCAUGAUUCAGAAUAUGACACAGGUGAAAGUGGAUCUGAAGCAGAUUCACAAGAAGGAGGUUUACGAGAAAGUGGUGAUGGGCAAGAAGAAGAUAAGCCGCAACGGAAGCUAGAUGAUGAUGAGGACAGACGUAAUCCCCAAUAUAUCCCAAAACGAGGCACUUUCUAUGAACAUGAUGACAGAACAACAGAGGAAGUUGCCGAAGAAACUGUUGAGACUCCCAAUGAAAGAGAAGCUAAAGAAAAGAAAGUUUGGAAAGACAAAGAGGAUAGAUGGGAUCAUGAUAGGUAUAAUGAUGAUGAACAAGCACCCAAAAGUCAUGACGAACUAGUUGCAGUUUAUGGAUACGAUAUAAGAAACGAAGAAGGACCUCCCAGAGCCCGCCGAAGAAGAAGAUAUGGCCGUGGGCCCAAUAAAUACACACGUAAUUGGGAGGAUGAAGAUGCUUAUGGAAAGCCAGGAGGUCCACCUGCUGUAGGACGGGGUGGUGCUAGAAAAAGUAAUCGAGGUGGUGAGGAGUUUCCUGCAUUGGGUGGAAACGAUAAGGAUGACCUGCCAUCUACUCCAGAAGAACCUGUUAUUUCAUCAGCUUGGUAUAGCAAUAAGAAUAAAUCCCAACCUCGAGGACAAAAUUUCCCACCCCUGAGUUCGCAAAAUGAGUCUCCCCAUUCUAAACUUGUAACUACAAAUAAUUCUACACCAGCAAAUGAGAACAAAACUCCGAAUGAGCCAACUAACCCAGCUUGGAAGAAGGAAUUAAAACACAACUCUCAAAACCAGAGCCCAAUACGCGGUGGUGGUGGAGAUGCCGACAAAGCAAUUAACCACAAGUCUUCGCCACGAGAUUCAAACAAGAGGCAAGUUCAAGAAAGUGUUAGUUUGGCAGCCAGUCGAGCCAGAGGUCGGGGAUUUAAAGUAAAUGCUAAUGCGAACACCACGGGACCUAACAGACCAGAUUAUAAAACUAAAAGUCGUGGACCUGGAUCCGUUCUUCUGGAUAACAGAAGGAAUACUAGUGACAAUAAUCACACUGAUGAUCAACAGUUGAUCAACGACAUGAAACAAAUGAAUGUUAACGAGGGAGGAUCGUUUCAGCAGACUAAUAGACAAAACAAAAAUUUCUAUCCUCAAUCUCCAGGUCAAGUUCGCCCAGGUGUCGUUCCUCCACGCUUGCAACAACAACAACCACAGCAGCCUCACCACCACCACCAACAGCAACAACAACAACAGCACCAACAUCAACAACAACAACAGCAGCAGCACCAACAGUCACCCCAACAACAAUCUGGCCGCCAACAGCCACAUGAUCCAGCUGGCAAUAGACCAAAACGUUAUUCGAGCCUCAGGCAGCGUCCCCCUGUUCCCGAAGGUCCAGGGCAGCAAAGCUACCCACCACAACAUGGCCAACAUGGCUAUUAUCCACAAGCUGGAAAUUCUAGAGGCGUCCUGGAACCCCAAGGGUAUGCCCCGGGUCAUUUUGACCAGGCAGCACCGGUAGCUACCCCAGCAGCUCCACCACUGGCUGGGCAGCCGGUACUUCCUUUACCACCUGGAGGUCAGGCGGCAAAUUUUGCCCCUCCUCCAUUUUUAGUACCUCCUCCACAAUUCUUGCCACCCCAGGGUGCACCGCCCAGCAUCAUCAAUUACGUGCAGGGACCAGGUGGCCCUGCGUUUCAACCGAACUUUCAAGGAUAUCAAGGCUUCAGUCCACCGGUGCAGCCCCAAGGACCUCCACCACCGCAAGAAUUGUUUCAACCACAGGGCUGUACGUAUUACAGCCCUGCGCAGCAGCAGCAGCAUGCAGUUCCAAUAAGACGACCGAAGGCUGCAAUUCCUAUUCUUCCACCUCCUGAAAAUCAACAACAUAUGAGUAAUCGGGGCAGAGGGAGAACACAACAACCGCAAAGCCUUCCAAUGCCUGGCGGUAUGCAACGACCUCCUCACGCAGAAGGUAAGAACGUUGUUAUAGACGACGAUGGAAAAUUCCCACAGGGACAGUUCCCUAACGUCCAGCAGGAAAAACAGGUUAUCGUGGACCAAUUUGUGGCCAACGAACAUGACGAAGCUGCAAUAACUUACGUAAAUAAUGGUGAUAGCAAUACCACUAAUUCUGAAAAUGAAGUUAAUUCCGAAAAUUCUCAAGAAUUAAAAAUUAGUUUAGAUGUUGUUGUCUUGAAAGAUCAGCCGCAGCGAGUCGUUGAAAUCGAUGAUAACGUUGUUCCUGAGAAAAAAUUGGAUCAAAUUAUAGUUAAUAACGAGCCCGAAUUACCGAAAAUAGAAAAUGCGGUACACGAGAGCCCCGCGGUUGAGGAAGCUGCGGCCUAGUUGUUUAUACUUAGCUUUUUUAUUCUAAGAUUCCUAAUUACUGUGAAUUAACAUGACUUGAAAACAUUAGGGGACUACAAUCAACGUAGAUCAAGUGAUUUACCUAAUGACAGGUAAUCAGAAAAUAUAACUAUCUUAUAUUGAGUUUAAAUAUGCAACAGGGCACAGAUUUUAUAGCCAAUCGUUGUUUUAGUGUACUUCGACAUAACAUACUGCGUACGUUAUACUUAUUACUAACGUAUGCGGGUCCUGUGUUUUACCAGCUUUAGUCGCUUGCAAAAUAAACUAUUAUCAGUGACAAAGAAUAAAAGUUUGGAAUUAUCACAAUGAGAAGUAAAAGCCUUGCCACAGGUUGGACAUAUACUUGUUCAUAUUUGCAGCAUUCAUGCUGUCUGAUAAUACGUCUCAUAAAUAAUUAAGCAAUGAAAAUGCAAACAAAUUGGUCAAUACGAACAUAACACUUGCAUUGACAUGAAUCAUGGAAUUUAAAUUGUAUAAAACAGCCCCCUCCCCGCCGCCCCCAAAUCAGUUUGUUGAUACCUAAUUGAAUAAUGCAAUAAAAACAAUUCACCCUA